AUGAACAGGGGUUUCUUUAUAAUCAAGUUGCAAUCACAAGCUGAUAAAGACAAGUUGUUGAAUGUUGAAGGAUGGUUUUUCGAUCAUCAAAAGCUAAACCUAAUUGAAUGGUUUCCAGGUUUUGACGCUGACAAACAAAGGACCUCACAUGCUUCCAUGUGGGUCAAGUUUCCAGGCUUGCCGCUAGAGUUUUGGAUUGAAAAAACGCUACUUGCCAUGGAAAAAUCGUUGGGUACUCCAAUAGUGGUAGAUAAGCGUACUCUUGAACAUGAAUAUGGACACUUUUCUUCAGUCUUGGUUGACAUAAACUUUGCUGAAAUGGCUACAGAUUCUAUUCAUGUUACUGUAGGGGGUUUGGACUUCUGGCAGCCGGUGGAGAUUCAAAAGAAGUCAAAAUUUUGCACAAAGUGUAAGAUUAUUGGGCAUAAUGAUCAGGAAUGCAAGAAACAAACAUCAAACUCUUCUGUUCAGGCACCUGCACAACAAAAGAGUAAUGUUAAUCAAUCUCAUACUUCUGGAGAUAUGGCUAACAACAAUGCCAAUCAAGUUAACAAUGUUUCUGGUGAGUGGAAAGUUUCUAAACGUAGGAAGGGUAAGAAUGCGCCUAAAAAUCCAGUUUCCCCUGAAGUUGUAGUUACUAAGGUGGUGGAGGCUAAUAAUUUGGAGUAUACUGCUCAGAUGGUGAAAGCUAAGCAGUUGGAGGUUGAAUAUACUAAGUCCAAAGCUUCUUUUGAAUCUGCCUUUGUUGAAUUGGCGAGAACUAAACAAGUUCAGGAUUCAAACUCAGUUUUAGUGCAUAGUGGAAAAGUGGGUGAAACUAGGCCACUGAGUGCUAAGUCAGGUGUGGUUGGAAAUAUGAUUCCUAACCCUGAUAGGACUCUUGUUAUCCCUGCGACUCCUUUUUGUGAUCAAUUGUUAGCUGGAGAAUUUGUUUUGCAAAAUAAAUUUGACGCUCUCAAUUCAAUCCCAGUUGCGGAAAGCUCUGUGAUGCGCAGUUUAGAGAUAACCAGGAAGCUAGGAGAGCGCGGAUUACUGCUUUAA
Molecule: messenger RNA, 1041 nt
Organism: Papaver somniferum (opium poppy)
Lineage: Eukaryota; Viridiplantae; Streptophyta; Magnoliopsida; Ranunculales; Papaveraceae
Exons: 1
Coding region: 1-1041 (346 amino acids)
Source: RefSeq, a predicted model, not a curated record